AUGACUUUCGUCCGACGUUUUUUCUCCCAGAAUUUGAAAGACGCCGCCCUGCAGCUGGUCGGCAUGGUCCUGAGCCUGUGGGCCCUGCCCAGUCUACACAUAAUGCUCAGGGUUGUCAGGGAGAGGCAGGCCCUUAAGCCCGAUACCUACCCGCAGAUGACUGAUUUGUUUUUGUCGGUCUUAUGGGCUCUGCUAUUCGCACUUGUACAACACUUCUCAAGGAAGGUACUGACGACCAUUGGAUAUAGGAUUAUCCCUAGGACGGCAUCCUGGUCUUUGGAGGUGUGGGCCGCUAAAGUGGGGAGGUUCUCCAACUCAGUAUACAAGCUAUUCGUUCACCUCUCAUUCACUUUAAUCCUACUCGUAGUGCUCCGUGACCAACCUUGGCUCCCACCGGUCAUGGGUGGACAAGGAUUCACAGUCUAUUGUUGGACCAACGGUUUCCCCUUCCAGCCGCCUGUUCCCGCUCUUACUAGGACCUACCAGGCCGUCAUAGGAUAUCUUAUGUGUGAGGCUGCAACCCAUAUGAUUCGGGAACGCGAUCGCCCGGAUUUUACGGAGCUUAUGUUACACAACUCCCUGGUCCUAUUGCUCACCGUAUGCUCCUACCUCGGCAACUACGUCCGAAUGGGGUCCUUGGUGAUGCUCUCCAACUUCGCCCCUGAUGUUAUUGUGUAUAUGGCUAAGUCGCUAGUGGACACACCCUGGUCCGGUGGGAUACUCAUAUACAUCCCUCUAGCGUUAACCUAUUUCUAUGGCAGACUUUACAUCUUCAUAGGGUACUUGUUCCGUUCCGUGUGGAUCGAGGCACCUAGGAUGGCCCCGGAGGAAAUACAGGAGUACUGGAGUUUCCUCGUCACCCUUCUGUGCGUAAUGCUGGUCAUGAACACUUACUGGUUCGUCAUGAUCCUUAAGAUUGGUUUAUUCAUCCUCUCCACUGGACAGAGUAGAGAUAUCCAAGCCAACCUGUCGGCUAUAGACUUGGAUAGUAAGAAGGCUGUUUUGUCUCCUCGUGCUGCGUCGGCUCGGAAUCAACACCCGCUGUCGGCUUCUGGGAAGAAAAAUAACAGAAAGAGCGAGUGA
Perkinsus marinus ATCC 50983 is the source of this 1083-nucleotide messenger RNA. RefSeq names its product longevity assurance factor, putative. NCBI's taxonomy places the organism in Eukaryota, Perkinsozoa, Perkinsida, Perkinsidae. Gene Ontology annotation, biological process: ceramide biosynthetic process. Gene Ontology annotation, molecular function: sphingosine N-acyltransferase activity. Gene Ontology annotation, cellular component: membrane; endoplasmic reticulum. The coding region runs from base 1 to 1083 and encodes 360 amino acids. The transcript has 9 exons. The record is from RefSeq and is a predicted model, not a curated record.